AUGUCAGACGACAUGGAAGAGGUUUUGGAGAGGCAAGAGCGAGAAAGGCGAGCAAGAAUGAGUAGAAGAACUGCAAGCAAAAAGGCGCAGAGAGAUCUAGAUGAGCAACUUGGUGUGGCCGUUGCUAUGCUGGAGGAAGAAAACCAGAGCCACAGUGGUUCACGAGAAGGCCGGGCACCGAAUGUGGACAGACAUAGACAUUCUCGCAGUGCUUGA
Molecule: messenger RNA, 216 nt
Organism: Prunus armeniaca (apricot)
Lineage: Eukaryota; Viridiplantae; Streptophyta; Magnoliopsida; Rosales; Rosaceae
Source: the annotation of a GenBank genome assembly